Molecule: messenger RNA, 3990 nt
Organism: Grus americana (Whooping crane)
Lineage: Eukaryota; Metazoa; Chordata; Aves; Gruiformes; Gruidae
Gene: ECHDC1
Product: ethylmalonyl-CoA decarboxylase 1
Exons: 7
Coding region: 480-1157 (225 amino acids)
Biological process (GO): fatty acid beta-oxidation
Cellular component (GO): cytosol
Molecular function (GO): enoyl-CoA hydratase activity
Source: RefSeq, a predicted model, not a curated record
GCUGAUGGUUAUGAGGAAGAAUUGAUAAAGAAGAAACUUCAGCAGUUUGCUGGUGGAUCCAUCAAUCUCUCCAAAGUCAACAACGGCAUUGGAAUACUUACUUUGAACAACCCAAAGUUAAUGAAUGCCUUUACAGGAGGAAGAGUAGAAGCAAAAUCACUUGGCCGCUGAGGUGGAUGGAACAUUGUCAAAAUGUGCUAUUUCAGUGGCUGAGACCAAGCCGAAGGUGGAAGUACUUGACUGAGAAUUCAUUCUUGACCUGGUGCUGGGAAGCUUACUUUGUAGGAGCUGCAAGGAAAACAAGCAGGAAGAAAAAGAAACAACCCUCCCACAUGAGGAUGGCUGCUAACAGGCAAUUUCAGAACAGGAUGAGUUCUGUGCAUGCAGACAUAGGGUCAAAAAGCCAACACUCUUGGCAGAAAAGGAAAUAGUCCUGGCGGGUAUUAAUCUAAAGCACACUUCUAUCUGAAGGAGGCACUAUGAUGCUCGAACUCCAGGAGAGGGUAACUGAGCUGGAAAACUGGAAGGAUGGCAAAGGCCUUAUCAUCUGUGGUGCAGGAAACACCUUUUGCUCGGGAUCUGAUUUGAAUGCUGUCAAAGCAAUUUCCAACUCCCAGGAUGGGAUGAAUAUGUGCAUGUUUAUGCAAAAAACUUUAACCAGACUUAUGAGAUUGCCUUUGAUCAGUGUUGCACUAGUCCAAGGAAAAGCUGUUGGAGGAGGAGCAGAACUUACCACGGCAUGUGAUUUCAGGUUGAUGACGCCGGGGAGUGAAAUUCGGUUUGUCCAUAAGCACAUGGGCCUGGUGCCAGGCUGGGGAGGAGCUGCCCGGCUGGUGCGGAUCGUCGGCAGCGGGGCUGCCCUCCAGCUGCUGAGCGGGGCUGCCAAGGUGGACCCUGAGAGAGCUCUGCACCUUGGGCUCUCGGAGGAGACGUUGUCGUCUUCAGAUGAAACGGGAGCGUUAGAAGAAGCCCAAGCCUGGCUGAGUCAGUACACAGAGGGACCAGCCAGCGUGAUUCGGGCUGUGAAAAAAGUGGUGACAGCGGGAAGAGAGCUACCACUGGAAGCUGCCCUGAGGACAGAGAAGGACAUUUUUGGAACUGUAUGGGGUGGGCCUGCCAAUUUGCAGGCGUUGGUUACGAGACCAAAACAUAAAUGAUGGUCGAUGCAAAAGAAACGUUCUUGACCUUUUUGCAAACAAAGCUUUCACUAAAGCAGGCAUUAAACUAAAUCAUUUAAGGACUUGUUAUUUAAACUGGCAUUAACAUUCCUGUCGUUCACGUCAGGCAGACAUAUUUGGUGUGCAACCACAGAGAAAUCCCAGGCACAUUCUUUACUGUCCUAAUCACCCACUGAAUGGAGAUUAGUGAAAUUAGUAUGUAAAGGUGGAUACUGUGAUGAGAAUAGAACUAUAAUUCUUUUGGAAUGAGGCUGAAGAUUAUUUUCUUUGGAGUUAAUUUUGUUUUUCUAACUGGUAUGGAAAUGAAUUGCUUGAAAGAUAUGAGAUUUAUUUAUUUGCAGAACGAACAGGUGCAUCUAAAGCCGCAAAAUAUGAGUUCCCCACCACGCGACUAGUGUCUUAAAGCAGCUUUGAAGGGAUGACAACUGGUGAGAUGAUAGCUUUUAUUUUUUCAUCUUCAGUCUGUUCUUGGUAUAAUUGCUGAGAAAGUAUCCAAGGAUACUUCAAUUUUAAUGGUGAUUUUUAUAGAAGCUCUAACUCACUGAGGAGCUUACAGCCCUCGUUCACUGACAUGGAUCUUAAGUCCUUAAAUGCAUUUAAAUGUCUACCUCACUGUUGUAGAAACCAUCUACAUCUACGCUUUGCAUCUGCACAUUCCCAUAGCCUGUACCUGUGCUGCUGAGCAUGCGCGAAGAUGCUGACCUAAUUCUUUACCUAGAACUUAGUUGAAAUCUUGGAAGGCCAUGAUGAAUCAUACCCAAAAUUGGGAUUUCCUUGACUGGGUGGUCUGAGUACUUCAGCAUUCUGGAAAGACGUGUGUGGAUCUGUCUGGCUGUGUCUUAAUUUUAGGAUAUUUUUACUGGUAGGGCAUAUUUGGGCUGCAAAAGACCCGAAGACUUGGAGCUUGGUCUCCACUUCAUGCCAGUGACUAUGCAAGCAAUUAACUCAGUGGGGAGGGUUUUCCCUUUAGAAACUAAGUGCCUGCUUUGGCAGAUGAUUCUUAAACAUCUGUGAGAGCAAAAACAUGCAGACAUAUCCAUGGCUGAGAGAUUCCUGUACUGGUGAUUAGGACGCACAUGUCUCUUAAUCCGGGAGGGGAUGAGAUCUGAGCCCAGGACCCAUGUACCCCAGGGGAGCACGUUAAGGAGGAAGCUCUGGGCUCUGUGCCACUGACAUGCGUUCUCGAUCUGACCAGGCAUCACUAACUCUAGGUACAUGGUACGACCUCCCUUAGGAAAAGGAGGCGAGUCCUGGGAUGGAAAUUAAUGUUCUGAUUUCUACAGUGUUGCAGUAUUCCCGAGUUUUAGAGAGCGAGGUAACUGUACAUAUGUUUGAGGAUCUUGGGACAGAUCAAUGAUGGGAAUUAACAGGCCUGGAUUGCCUGUUAAGAUUUUUGCAGCUUUCGAGCAGAUGCUGUGCUCUGCUGGGGAUGUUUUACUAUAUGGCUUUCACAGCGGGGAGGGUGUAUAGCCUGAAGCAACCAAAAGAAAUGAAGAAAGGGACGUGUUUUGAGCUGGCACCUCAGGGAGGAUAAGGAGCUUACUCUGCUCUGAUGAUCCUGUUUGCCUUCACACCUGAAGCUGCUGCUGGAGGAAGCUUUCCAAUCUCUCCUCCCCAAAAAUAAAGUUCAUUUUUUACUUCCAGGUUAGAGAAGAGAUGGGAAUGGGAACAGGGGGAGAGAGUAGUGAUCUGGUUUGUGCCUCUUUCUCCCCCCACCCCUUUUUAUCCAACAUAUCUGUUAUGUCCCCUGUCCAGCUGGAUUCUUUCCUGUGCUCUAAAGGACUUCAGACCCAAGACUUCUGAGGUACAGAUGUUUUAAUGUAGUUAGGCAGUGCUUGACUGUUUAGUAAUGAAGCUGUGCUGCUUUUCAUGAAGUUCCUCAAGAUUUGUGAGGGAUUCUAGACUGCCAGCAUCACUGAACCUUCGGAGCAUGCUCCAGUCCAUACUCAUCCAACUUUCUGAAGCAAUAGCACAUCACAUUGUUGUGAGUCAAAUUAAUUGUGCUUUAAAGGGCAAUUGGUUAUGUCUUUGCUAGUAACAAGAAUAAAUUUGCCAUUACUAAUGCUGUGAUUAUGUUCUUCCUCAGGUUCAAGAUCCUUGAAUAUUUUUAUUUUUCAGGUGCCAGGCUGUAAGGCUCAUUAGUGUAUCCUGUGCACCGGGUGAUAUAAAUUUGAAAGGGAGGAAAUUGUAGCAGAAAAGCAGAAUCUGUUUUACUUGCACAUUUUGAACUAGAGCUGUGCUGCCAGUAAGUGAAACUCAGUAUGUACAGCUACCGGGGGGCCUCUUUCCAUUUUGAUUUGUAGACGAUGAGCUUACUUCUCCCUUCAGCAAAUGCAUUUCCCCAGCCAUCCUCUCUGAUUUGUAUCAAAGGCCAACGUCUCCUUCUAAGAACAGGACAAAUAAUUAACUAGUACUGAGUAAGACACUUUCAGAAAAGGUUACAGAAACUCAUUGUGUCCUCUGGUCUGUUGGAAUCACAGAUAUACCAAAGAUAGCUACAAGAGAUUCUGAAGAUAAUUACAGGUGUUUGUUUUGAUCAAGGAUUUUGUGGGCAGCCCAAUACCAUCUUCUGUAGAUCCUUUUCUGUUUUAAAAGCAAGUACAGGCAUUUGUAUGAAAACCAGCCUAACUAAAAAUUACCACGAGUGCUCCAGACUGAGCUGAAAUGGAAUCCCAUUUUACCAAUUUCAAACCUAAAUGUUUUAUUUCAUUAAAUACUUGCAUACUUAUCAUCUUAAGGUGACAAAUACCUGUAACCAGCAGAUGAUAAGCAUUUAUAUUUUCUUUACAAUUAUUAAAGACUACAAGCUUCA